Dothidotthia symphoricarpi CBS 119687 is the source of this 12698-nucleotide messenger RNA. RefSeq lists its product as uncharacterized. The transcript is spliced from 4 exons. Gene Ontology annotation, molecular function: ubiquitin-protein transferase activity. Lineage: Eukaryota; Fungi; Ascomycota; Dothideomycetes; Pleosporales; Dothidotthiaceae. Bases 428 to 12319 code for a protein of 3963 amino acids. Gene Ontology annotation, biological process: positive regulation of protein catabolic process; protein polyubiquitination; proteasome-mediated ubiquitin-dependent protein catabolic process. The record is from RefSeq and is a predicted model, not a curated record.
CCAACACACACGACCAGGCUUCCGAAGGCCAUCUCUGGCACCCGCCUCCCCGCCAAAAAUCCACUGCCACUUUUGCGAGAUCCACGCCUGCACCGUGGUUCCCCGACAAAAGCUCCAGCAUUCCUGCCUGGUCUCAAAGCCUUCCCUCCACAGCCUCCGCACACAGCGCUUACGCCACCAUCUGCAUUUUCCCAGACCAGCGCCUCUCGGUCCUCCACGAGUGUGCUGCAUCCUCGCCAAGACGCGCGGCACCACCUCGAAGCUCCUGCAUCUGGCCAGGGCGACUGUAGCUUACACGAAAGAGCUUUAUCGUUGCGGGUCCAACCAGUCACCAACACGGUCUCUACAGCAGUCAGAGUAGCGAGACGGGCGACUCCAAAAACGUUGCAUGUGAGACAGGCUCGCCUUCUGAGCGCCCAGCGCAAUCAUGAAGAUCAAGAAGCAGGCUACAUCGAGACAUGAGUCCACUCUGUCUUCGAUGAUAGCGGAGUUUGUCAAGGCCACCGAAUCGAUUCCGCUUUACCAACUGCCCGCCCAUCUCGCCUCGUUCCCCAAGCAGUGGCCCUUCCCUCGCGGCGAUGCAUACCACUGGAUUCCCGUGCUGAACCGCUUCGACCGCAUACUGGAGCUGUUCACCCAGGAAUACGGGCUGGUAGACGCGCCACAAACGCAGCCCUUCCAACGCCGACUGCUAUUGAAGGGCGAUGCCGACGAAGGACGUGUGGGCGCGGAGCAGACUACCACAGAUGACGUCCUUGACACGCUACACAUAUCGCAGGAUGGCGACCGGGACCUGAUCGAGCAGGUCUUGAGCUUUACGCGCAUGCUUCUGGAGAACUGUGGCAACCGUAGCCUAUACUCUAGCAGUGAGCGCUUGGACAAGCUGCUCAAUACCACCUCCACCUCAUUGCUCAAGGCGACGCUUCGCUUGGGACAUCGCCUCGCUCAACGCUACCAAGCUGCGCGCGCACGUCUGGCCCCGGCUACCCUGCACCCCUCUCUCCUGUCCAGCCACUACAACAUCAAUCUUGACAAGCUGCAGAAGCUCUCUGCUCCCUUCUCCAAAGGACCCUCAGCAGCAGCUCCUCUAUUUGGCACACCAGCCGCCAAGGGUAAAGAGAAGGCGUUUGGCGAUCGACGGAGUGACGCCGAUAGAUUCAAUCCCGCCGACUUGGGGGCUCUGUUCGAUCUGUCAGAAUCGUCUCUUAGACAGGAAUUUGGUGGUGUGUUAGUCUCAUACUAUGAACCAACACCCACAUCCGAAGAUGGUAGCACCAAGGCAGUAUCUACCGAUGCACCCACCACACCAACCCCAGUACGCAGAACCUCAAGCAUGGGCCCGAACCGAACGCCCCGACAGCCCUCCACCACUACCGUCGCAGAUUCUCCAAGUACCCCAGCCUUCACCCCCGGAGACAUAAGUAGUCGGCCAUCUGGUCCGAAGACAUUCGAGCUGUCUGCCGACAAAGUGUCAAAGGUUGACAUGAACGAGCUCCUAAAGCAGGGGUUGACCAAUCUGCCUGAAAGCGCGCAUUACGAGUUCCUCCACAAACUUCGUACGGCAAAGAUGCUUAAUAGCGGAAGCAAAGGGCGGGACGAUGCAGUUGCUGUUCGUAUGCUUGCUAUCGCCAACAUGGGCUACGUACACGGCGACAAAGAGUUUCAUGCAAAGUUGGGUCAGCAGGACGCGGAUGAACCACGCCGUCUACAACUAGCUUACCAGCUUUCUGAAUUGGUACACCCACCUGGUCAUGGGCAGACCGGCGUCUCUAUCGAGCUCCAAACGCUCGCCCUCAACGCACUGGAGGCUAUUGCCAAGCAUAAGAUGAAAUCUCCCGAUGUCUGCGCUGCUCUCAGCGUUAACGUCAACCAUGGUGUACUAUUCUACGUUGUACGCAAGCUUGUAGCUGGUCUCGCCGUUGAAAACGAUUUCGAGAUCAACGUGGCGGAGGAUGAGUGGCGUGACGCAUUGUUCUCUCUGCUGAAUACCCUGCCAACCUCGCAGAUUCGCACUGGGGAGGGCAUGGUUUCUGCAGGGCUUCUUGAAAUCCUUGUCGAGGUCCUAAAGCUACGCACGGACAAAGCGGAGCGCAACCACCCCAAAAUUCUUAACUUUCUCGACACGUUUGUCUACAAUCUCCGAGAUGCCUUUUCGGCGCUUGUCAGUGCCAAGGGCCUCGAGAUUAUCUCUGACCUUAUGCAAUACGAAGUGGAUAUAUCAAAGAAGCUUGCAGAGGAAGGCAAAGGCAUGCCCGAUGCGUACAAAACCCAGCUCACCGAUUACAAGAUCCCGUUUUAUCACCAACAGACUCUCCGAUGGUUGUUCAAAUUCCUAAACCAUAUGAUGUCUCAUACUGGCGGCAAUUUCGAUCGCUUGAUGCGAAACCUGAUCGACUCACCACAGCUGCUCGGUGGCUUGCGUGUUGUCUUGUCUAAUGCGAGCAUUUAUGGGUCAACCGUCUGGAGUAUGGCUGUCACUAUCCUCACAAGUUUCAUUCACAACGAGCCUACCAGCUAUCAGGUCAUUGCCGAAGCGAGUCUUAGUGAUGCUUUCUUGGAGACGGUGGCCGGAGCGCCAGUCUCAGAGUCCACCGCCGCUGAAAACGAUGAUAGCCCAGAAUCUUCAUCCAUUCGAGCUCGAAAAACAUUUCCACCACGUGAACCUGGCAAGGCCCUUGCUGCGGGCAUCCUUCCAGUAGCCGAGGCCAUUGCGACCUUACCCCCUGCUUUUGGAGCCAUUUGCUUAGCAGAGGCCGGUAUGAAAUUAUUCCAGUCGUCAACUGCCCUUGAACGCUUCUUUGAGAUAUUCGAAAGUCCGGUCCACGUGAAAGCGCUCGAUGCUGACAUGGAGAUGCCUGGUCUGAUCGGCAAUUCUUUCGAUGAACUGGUUCGUCAUCACCCGCCAUUGAAAGCACGGGUUCUUUCGUGUCUUAGCGAGUUGAUUGCGCGCGUUGUUCAGCUGUGCGCCGAUAAGGCAGCGAACGAAGGCGUAGGUACUAAGCUUUGGACAACAGACGCCGAGGGCAAACUGUAUGUCGCGGGUGGUCGUCAAGCGCUUCUUGGUCUGCAAACACAGAAACCUUCUGGUCAGAAGUCCGCCUCAACAUUUACGGAUGUCGAAAUGGGGGAUUCGGGCGCUCGGACAACAGCCAAUGUGUCUGACGAGGCAGUUUCUUUCGAUGAAAUCACUGGGACUGAAGACACUACUAAGGGACCGACAGCGGCUCAAUACAUACGUGUGUUGUGUCGUUUCUUGUCAGGAUUCUUUGCGAACCAUGCUAUGUGCGCCGCUUUUAUUGAAGCAGAUGGCGUGGAAUCCAUUAUGGAUAUCUCUAGUCUCGCAUGUCUCGACCCCAAGUCUACCGAGUCUCGCAGCGUGAUCGAUGAGUUUGGUCGAGUCGUUCAGGUUCUCGUGGAACAGAAGCCGCAUAUCGCGGUACCUUCGUUGAUCAAGCGAACACAGCAGGCGCUGGAACGGCUUGAGCCUCUACUCCAACACACUGGGCCUCAGGCUUUUUUCGCGCCAUUUACAAGCACUGUUUCCUCGCCGGACAGUGAGACGCUACAACGAGGAACGGAAUACGUCAAGUCCUUAGCGUCUGCACAUACACUUGUUGCUGCUAUGACGGUGACUUUCGCGGGCCAGAUGUAUAGUACACGUUCGGCACACAACGUCUCCAGUCAAGUUAACCUCGCGGACAUGUACGCUCGACUUGUCGACAGUCUUGGCAAACUUCACCGCAGCUGCGUAUGGGAAGAACUUCUUCUACAGAGGAACAUGCCCACUGCGUGGGAGAAGGAGACUCGAGUCAAGAGUUCAGGUACCGGAAAUGUCGAAGCUGACCACGUCCUUCGACUAGGAAAUGCCUCUGAGCCCGCUCGGUCCACUGACGACGACGCUGCGACAACACAGGGCGUGCCCGGCGAAGUUGCGGCUCUCAGCCAGAACAGUGCGCAAUUCAAGAAUACCCAGACUCUCCGGAAUUUACUUAGCAAGAUACCCAUCGAGAUCGCACCGUUUUUCCAAUCGUUAGGAAAGCUGCUUCUAUUCCGCCGUAAUCUUGAGCCAUAUCACAGACAAUGCGCUACAAUUGUUUCAGACCAACUUGCGCAAGCUGUCAUCGAUCAACUGCAAUUCGAAGGACCCGGAGAUUCCGAGCUAGCCGAAGACCGCUACGCGUAUUGGAUCGUCACCCUCACCUCUGUGAUGCAGCUUAUGAUUGAUCCGAACAUGGAUCGCCCGCAGGCACUGACUCUGUUACUGGUAUCAUUCAGAAAUCUGGGUGGAUUUGACGUACUUGCCGAAAUUCUUAACAGAUUCUACGAAUCGGCACUUGAGGUUGUUCAGAAACAGGCUGAUGACACCAACGAAGGGUCCAAGCGACUUCUCAAUCUCUCAUUGGGGGGCCUCAAGAUUAUCCUUGCAUUUUUUGCGCAAAUUGUUAGCUUCAAAGUUAUCGGCGAGUCUCAGCAAACCUCGUCGAUGCAAACUCGACCUGACCGAGACCGAGAUCGUGCCGAUCAUUUCUCAACAGCACAGUUUCUCGUCGAGAUACGCUACGCCGUCAUAAAGCCCGUUGAGAAAAUCUGGAACUCCGAACUUAUCGAGAAGGCCACCACUUCCAUCGUCAAGACUUCAAUCAACAUUCUCAAGUCAGUCUUGGAUUGCGAAGGUGAGCAUGGAGCACACAAGACAAUCGACAAGGUUCCGAACCGCAGCAAACCUAUCAUCAAGCCUUGGAAUCCUCGCAAUGAUGACUAUAUGCAGCGCUUGAAGGAGGCAGGGCAUGCCGAGGAUCUUGCAGAAGAAGCGCUUUAUCGAUGCUGUGACAACUUCAACAUGGCCCGUGAAUACUGUCAGAACCAAGCCCGUGAACAAUCGUCGAGAAACCCAAUACCGCAGUAUGAGAUUGCCGCCCGCGGCCCGCCCUCGGCUUCACCAAGUCGAGCUGAAGUCAUCGUCCCUGAACCCACAGACAACGACGAUGACAGUGAUUCUUCCGAUGAAGGUGAACAUGAUGAUGAGACGCCUGAGUCACCAGCCACGCGUUCCGUCGAGAUGGAGGAUGCCCUUGUACCACAAGAGACUGAGGAUCCUUCUUCAGAAACACCCGUGCCAGAGAAUCGAUCCACUCAGUCGAUCCCUGCGGCACAUGAUGUUUUGGCAUAUCAGAAAAGGAUGGGUACUGGUAACCACGUACAGCCCGUUGCACUUGACAAUCUUGAUCAGGAACGUGCCACUCUUCGCCACAAUCUCGUUGAUCGCUCCCUGGAUAUUCUCAACUCCCACGAGGAUGUUACCUUCGAGUUAGCAGAGCUUAUUUCCGCAGCAGUUUCCAAAGCUCCCGAAUCAGAGGCUAUGCGCUCAGAAAUUGGCGUAACUUUGGUACAGUCGCUUAUCUCUUUCCAAAGCGAAGACGAUUUCCGUUCGCAGAGUAAGAAGAUUUCGGCAUCUGCACACCUUUUGGCGCUUGUCCUCCAAGAAAAGGAUUUCUACGAUGUCAUCGUGGAAGAGUUGAAAGACAAUUUUGUAGCGCUUCUUGGCUUCAUUAAGAUUUUCCCAGACCAACCACCGGAGGAUUCGUCACCCUGGAUUGGACAGGUUCUCCUCGUCAUCGAGCGAUUGCUUGCUGAAGAUCAACUUCCACCUCAGGUUCAGUGGACGCCGCCUACAGGAGAUUCGCAAGAAGAGGCAUCAGUUGAUGAGUUACCGGAGCCUAUUGUGGAUCUAGAGGAGAAGAACUCGUUGUUCGACGCUCUCAUAGAGAUUCUGCCACGUAUCUCCAAGGAUGAGUCGCUGGCCCUGUCGGUAACACGAAUCCUUGCUAUGCUCACCCGCACACGUAAAAUCGCUGUGCGUCUCGCAGAGAAACGAAACAUACAGCGCUUGUUCUUGAUGGUCAAGCAACUUGCUGGUAUCACGAACGAAGGUUUGCGGAGCGCUUUGAUGAUUGUUCUGCGCCACAUGAUCGAAGAUGAGGCAAUGAUUCGACAAAUCAUGCGUACCGAGAUUCAGCAGAUGUUCGAAUCGCGCGAUCGUAGACAAACAGACACAACCGGUUACACCCGCCAGAUGUACGCCCUGGCUAUUCGUGCGCCGGAGAUCUUUGUUGAAGUCACAAAUGAGAAGCUACAGCUUGUGCGCUUCGAUCCCAAUCAGCGACCCCAAACUCUAGUUCUCAAAAAGGAAGAGUCACCGUCCUUGGAGCCAAGUACUUCCGCUGGGCCAUCAGACACAACUGCCGAAGAGGACCGACCGAAGGAAUCGAGUGAAGCCCCAAAGCAACCUGUUCUCGAGCGAGCCAAGACAUCAGACUUGAAGCUUCCCAUUGUUGAAAACCCGGACGGCGUUAUUCACUACCUUCUGUGUGAACUACUUGCCUACAAGGAGAUCGAAGACAAGCCGGAACCUUCCAAGUCUACGGAGAAGGCACUGGAGACUCAGGAGAAUGCUACGCCGGCUUCUGGUUCCGUACCGACACCUGUUGAUGUGCCUUCCGAGCCGACCAAGCCUGAGAAGGCCGAAUUCAAGGCCGACGCACACCCAAUCUACAUCUACCGCUGCUUCAUCCUCAAGUGUCUCGCCGAACUUUUGCAAAGCUACAACCGCACGAAGAUCGAGUUCAUCAAUUUCUCAAGGAAAGCCGAUCCAUACACUACGACGCCCUCAAAGCCUCGUUCUGGUGUAUUGAACUAUCUGCUCAACAAUCUGGUCCCGAUUGGCACCUUGAAUCAUGAAGGCGACAUCGCAUUCAAGAAAAAGCUUGCGACAUCCAACAGUGCAAUUGAUGUUAUUGUUGCUUUGUGUAUCAAGACCGGAGAAUUCACUCUGCCGAAAACCGAUGCAAGCCAGCUGUCCCCAUAUGCUGACACCGAAUCGGAUCUGCUCUUUGUUCGCAAGUUUGUAUUGGAGCAUGCACUCAAAGCGUUCAAGGACGCCAAUGCAUCAGAUGAGCCUCUGGACAUGAAAUACUCGCGACUGUUGAACAUCUCUGACAUCUUCUCGAGAAUGAUAUCGCAGCGUCCCAACGGGGAAAUGCUCACUCAGAACGCGGACCUUACUCCAAACCUCAAGCAGAUGGCCAAGAUCAUGUAUGAGAAGAAUUUCAUCACAAUCUUGACGACAGCAAUCUCAGACAUCGAUCUCAACUUUCCUAACGCGAAGCGCGUGGUCAAGUACAUCUUGAAACCACUGAAGUGGUUGACCUUCGUUGCCAUGGAUCUAAGUGUGCACUACGACACUUCCUUGCCAACUUUAGAUUCUGCCGACGAAUACGAGAUCUCUACAGCUUCCGACGAUGAUCUGGUAGACAGCACACGCGAGGAGACACCGGACCUAUUCCGCAACUCAACUUUGGGCAUGUUUGAGCACCAUGAUUCUGAGUCGGAAGGCUCUGACGACGAGGAUGACGAUGAAGAGAUGAUGUAUGACGAUCCGUACGCCGACGACAUGGAAUACGACGAGGUUGGGGACAUCGGCGAUGAUGAUGUUGUUUCAGACGAUGAAGAAAUGAUGGAACUAGACUUGGACGAGAUGGGUCCUAUCGAAGGUCUUCCUGGCGACGUCGACGUCGAAAUCGAGCUCGAUGGUGGCAUUGAAGGUCUGGGAUCUGAUGAUGACUCCGAAGAUGAGGAAGACGAGGAUGAUGAGGGCGAAGACGAGGACGAUAUGGAUGAAGAUGGCGAGGAGGACAUGGACGAUGAUGAUGCCAUGGACGAGCUAGUAGAAGGGCUUGAGGAGAUAACUGGUGAUGAUGAAAACGCGAGCCUUGCUGAUGACCAGGAGGACGAUUGGAGCGAUGAUCAGGAUGAUUACGACACUGGUGUGAAUGGAGAGGCCAAUAUGCCAAUGGGCCUCGUGUUCGAUCCACCUCAACUUUUGGAACAAAUGCGUCAGGGAGGUGAUUUGGCAGACUUCCUCGACGAUGGCAUGCCUGAAGAAGAAGAUGAGGAAGAAGAUUAUGAUGAGGAGGACAUCCACUAUGAUCCCGGCCUCGAAGACGACGAACAGGAACUACGUGAACUGGGAUGGGGCAGCUGGGAUGAGCCAGCACCGCCCACUGCCCGUCACGCACAUCGCCUUAGUCCGUGGAUGUUCCCUGCCGGUCCAGGCGAUCGUAUUCUUGUUCCAGCUUAUCGAUCGCAUCGUCCAGGUGUUGGUCCCAGAGUCACAGAUGAUGGUAUCAACCCUCUCCUACAGCGAGGCGGGCGUUCCUCAGGACGCGGCGUCGAUGGUUCUCUUCGCAACGAGGGUAUGAGUGAUUGGGUCCACGCGAUUGGGGACCGAGGUCCUCGAGUUUUCAAUGCGGACAGUCCUGUCUCAUUCAUCAGCAACCUCUUGAACGCCAUGAGCCAAGGUGGUGGUGGUGCCGGUGGUCCUACACUCCAGCAUCACGGUGGUGCUUUACACCUGUCUUUCAACAACCUUCCUCUAGGUCUCCCACCGCCAUUCGAUUCUGGUUUCCGCCGCGAGAUGGCGCGCGCUCGGGAAUCCCAUAUGUCCCGCUCUGCUCGAGAAGAUCCACACUCUGCUGUAGCAUUCCUGAAGGCGUAUACAAGCCAACGCUGGCAAGAAGAAGCCAGACUUCUUUAUGGCCCAGGCGCGAUCGAGAAGAGUCAGCGCGUUGUCAACUCGAUCCUGAAGGUCAUCGUCCCGCCUGCGAUAGAAGCAGCCAAGAAGCAAAAAGAGCUAAGGGAAGCUGAGGCUGCUCAAAAGCUCAAGGAUGAAGAAGAGCUAAGGGAACGGGAAGAACUUGCAGAACGUGAAGACGAGGAUGAGGAGCUUGAUCGAGCAGAACGCGAGGCUGACGCUGGUGAAGAAGCUCUUCGAUUGCUCGAGCAGGAAGAUGGACAGGAGUCUACUGAAGCGCCCGUUAUCGACUCAGAAGGGCAAGCAAUGGAGGGUGUCGAAGCAGGGCAAGCAUCUGCUGAGCAGGUUGCAGAGGCGCCGCCUACACAACCAACACCACGCAUCACCACCACUAUUAGAGGUCGUGAAUACGAUAUCACAGACUUGGGCAUUGAUCUCGAGUAUCUGGACGCUUUGCCCGAGGAACUGCGCGAAGAGGUCUUGAUGCAGCAAGUUGCGGAACGACGACAGGAGCAGCGAGAUCAGCAAAGGGCGCAGCAACAGACUCAACAAUCACAACCAUCGCAGCAGCAACGGCGCGCUGGAGAGUCGGGCGACAAUCCUACCGACAUCGACGAGCAAUUUCUGGCUGCUCUCCCCCCCGAGAUUCGUGAAGAGCUGCUUCAGCAAGAAGCACAAGAACGCCGACGCCGAGAGCGCGAGGAGAAUCGACGUCGUGGCCAGGCCAGUGGUCCUCCCCAAGCAGAUGGCGAAGAUUCAACCGGCUUCCUGUCAACCUUGGAACCCGGUUUGCGUCAGGCGGUGCUCAUGGACACGGACGAAGAAAUGCUGCAACAGCUGCCACCUCAGAUAUCUGCCGAGGCUAGAGCCUAUGGAGGGGAUCGUCGACUAAAUCAAGCAGACGCAUUUGGAUUUCCACAAGGAGGUCGUCGCGGCUUGCAAGAUGAAUCGACGCAGAAGAAGAAGGCUCGGCCUUGCGUGCAGAUGCUUGACAAGGCGGGCGUAGCGACCUUACUUAGGCUCAUGUUCAUUCCUCAACAGGGCAGCGCAAAGGCUAGUCUCAGCUCUAUUCUCCGAUAUGUCUGUGAGAAUCGCCAAAAUCGAGCCGAGGUCAUCAGCAUCUUACUGUCCAUUCUCCAAGACGGCAGCGCCGAUGUCAACGCGGUUGAGCGAAGCUUUGCUCAGUUGUCGAUUCGUGCGAAACAACCUCAGCAACCCGCAGACAAGACACCAAAACCAUCACGCAAGAACGGAGCACUGUCUAUCAACUCGGAUGUGUCACCUCUUAUGGUCGUACAACAAUGCCUGAACACUCUCACCCAGCUGACUGAGAAGAAUCCGGCCGUGUGGUCGUUCUUUCUCACCGAGCAUGAGACAGGUGUUGGCUUCAAGAGUCGCAACAAUCGGAAGGGCAAGGCGAAGGAGACCAAGGCGACAAGGUUUCCUGUAAAUGCCCUUUUGACUCUACUGGACCGAAAACUCAUCGUUGAGAGCUCGUCUAUCAUGGAGCAGCUAACUCAGCUGCUGCGAGUUAUAACGGUUCCUUUGCAAGCGUUGAAGAAGGAGAAGCCAGCAGAAGAGGCCAAGAAGACGGAGGAUACCGCUGUUAUCUCAGAAGAUCAGAGUUCUGAGAAUCAGACAACCGCUACCGAACAGACCGAGCCACUCACUACCAGCCAGCCCCGGGAUCAAGAUACAGAGAUGACGACCGCUAUUGAAGCGUCUGCCCAAGCAGGACCGGUUUCGACUGAGGGUGAGGGUACUUCGACCAAACCUGAAGAGUCCAAGGCCGAAGAAGACAAGUCCAAAAAGCAUCGAUCUAUCACACCUCCAGACAUUCCCGAAAACAACCUGCGCUUGGUUGCUAAAAUCUUGGCUGCUCGUGAAUGCAAUAGCAAGGUCUUCCAAGAGACGUUGUCAGUCAUCAGCAACUUGUCGCCUAUUCCGGGUGCGAAGGAGAUUUUCGGUCAAGAGCUUUUGGGCAUAGCACAAGAACUCGCCAGUUCAACAAAUGAGGAUCUUGCUAGCUUAACCGCUCAGGUUUCUGACGCAGAGUCGCCUACCGACGUUCAGGGUAUUGCGCUGGCGAAGUUUUCACCUGCCAGCUCUGAUCAAACGAAGCUGUUGAGAGCCCUUACUGCUCUCGAUUACCUCUUCGAUCCCUCGCGCGAUACGAAAGGCAAGCCGGAGAGUAGUGCGGUUGCACUUGAGCAAAGCCAAAAGGAAGACAUACUCCUCACAUUGUACGAAGACUCCGCUUUCGCACCACUCUGGAAUAAGCUCAGCGAGUGUCUCACAAUCAUCCGGCAACGUGGCAAUAUGCUCAACAUUGCUACGACUCUACUUCCUCUCAUAGAGUCGCUGAUGGUUGUCUGUAAGAACACGACUCUCAAGGAGGCACCGCUUAGCAAAUUGAAGGAGUUUGCGCUCUCCAGUCCACCACCCGAGAACAAGAUGGAGAACCUAUUCUUCAACUUCACCGAAGAUCAUCGCAAGAUCUUGAACGACCUCGUUAGACAAAACCCCAAGCUCAUGAGCGGCACAUUCUCUCUGUUGGUGAAGAACUCGAAAGUACUGGAGUUCGACAACAAGCGCAACUACUUCACUCGAAAGCUUCAUUCUCGAAACGGUGACCGUCAGCCGCAUCCGCCUCUUCAACUAUCGGUUCGACGGAGCGAAGUGUUCUUGGAUUCCUUCAAAUCCUUGUACUACAAGUCUGCAGACGAGAUGAAGUAUGGCAAACUCAGCAUCCGAUUCCAUGGCGAAGAAGGAGUCGACGCUGGUGGCGUAACUCGGGAAUGGUUCCAGGUAAUUUCCCGCCAGAUGUUCAAUCCCGACUACGCUCUGUUCGUCCCGGUUGCUUCUGAUCGUACAACCUUCCAUCCGAACCGGCUAAGUUCCAUCAACCCUGAGCAUCUGACUUUCUUCAAAUUCAUUGGACGUAUCAUCGGUAAAGCUCUAUACGAAGGCCGUGUGCUCGAUUGCCACUUCAGUCGAGCGGUGUACAAACAGAUGCUCGGCAAAUUGGUCAACCUGAAGGAUAUGGAGACAUUGGAUCUCGAGUACUACAAGUCGCAGCAAUGGAUGCUCAACAACGAUAUCACGGAUGUGAUCACUGAGACCUUCUCAGCCGAGGUCGAAGCCUUCGGCGAGAUGCAAAUCGUGGACCUGAUGGAAAACGGUCGCAACAUUCCCGUCACCGAGGACAACAAGCACGAGUUCAUCCGUCUGAUGACUGAGUUCCGCCUUACUCGUGCUGUGGAAGAGCAACUCGAGCACUUCUUGAAGGGUUUCCACGACAUCGUUCCUGCAGAGCUUGUCUCGAUCUUCAGUGAGCAGGAACUUGAACUAUUGAUCUCUGGGCUGCCCGACAUCAAUGUGGACGACUGGAAGAACAACACCGAAUACCACAACUACACUGCUGCUUCACCGCAGAUUCAGUGGUUCUGGCGCGCUGUACGAACAUUCGAGAAGGAAGAGCAAGCCAAACUGCUUCAAUUUGUUACUGGUACUAGCAAGGUCCCACUCAACGGCUUCAAGGAACUCGAGGGUAUGAACGGCUUCUCAAAGUUCAACAUCCACCGCGACUAUGGCAGCAAGGACCGUUUGCCAUCUAGCCAUACCUGUUUCAACCAGCUUGAUCUGCCAGAGUAUGAGUCCUACGAAGACCUUCGCAAAGCGCUCUACACUGCUAUGACAGCGGGUGGCGAGUACUUCGGCUUCGCGUAAUCACCUGAUCCGGACCACACUUCUCCAGACUGCUCAACCGAUACUUUUCUUACGUAAUCAUGACCUAUUUUGGCAUUGCAGGCGCUUGGAGAUACAGGGAUGAUGAUGCGCAUAAGCAUGAAUGGAGGCUCGCUUUUCUCUGUAUGGCUAUAAAACGGCGAUGAUAGUGGCGUUGAGCGAUUGUGGAUAUCCUUUUCUUAGGUAGAUUGAUUGCUGUGGUGGACGGAUGAUGGCUGCAUCAUCCAGUAUGGUGGUCUUGUGGAAGGAGGAAAGGAGUGCAGGCCUUACCUCUGGAAGUGAGACUGCUUGGAGGAUGUGUGAUAGUGAGUUUCUUUUGGAACAUUAGUUAGUAGUAGAUAGUGAACAAUUGUUCUUUGUC